AUGACCAAGGGAACUUCCAGUUUCGGAAAGCGUCACAACAAGACGCACACUUUGUGCAGACGUUGCGGUCGCAGAUCUCUCCACAUCCAAAAGCACACCUGUUCAGGAUGCGGUUACCCAGCAGCCAAGACCCGUCAAUAUAACUGGGGUGAGAAGGCCAAGAGAAGAAAGACCACCGGUACCGGUCGCAUGCGUCACAUGAAGGAAGUUCCAAGAAGAUUCAAGAAUGGAUUCCAAACCGGUGUACCAAAGGGAGCUAGAGGACCAGCCACUAAAUCCGAGUAA
Messenger RNA from Botrytis porri, 285 nucleotides. RefSeq lists its product as uncharacterized. Gene Ontology annotation, molecular function: structural constituent of ribosome; RNA binding. The coding region runs from base 1 to 285 and encodes 94 amino acids. Gene Ontology annotation, cellular component: ribosome; cytosolic large ribosomal subunit. The transcript is spliced from 4 exons. Gene Ontology annotation, biological process: translation. The record is from RefSeq and is a predicted model, not a curated record. Lineage: Eukaryota; Fungi; Ascomycota; Leotiomycetes; Helotiales; Sclerotiniaceae.